Molecule: messenger RNA, 1269 nt
Organism: Penicillium atrosanguineum
Lineage: Eukaryota; Fungi; Ascomycota; Eurotiomycetes; Eurotiales; Aspergillaceae
Product: M20 family metallopeptidase
Exons: 3
Coding region: 1-1269 (422 amino acids)
Molecular function (GO): dipeptidase activity
Source: RefSeq, a predicted model, not a curated record
AUGGCGGAUUCCAUUGGCCUGGCCAAGACCGCAGUGAACAACCACCGAACGCUGCCACCAAAUGCAGCCGUGCAAAAGGCAAUACACGACUAUAUCCUUAACCUCGAAACGAAGCUCAGAGCCCUUAAUAAGUAUAUCCACGAGAAUCCGGAGCUAGCGUACAAGGAGCAUAACGCCCAUGAUGCCAUCUGUGACUUCCUGGAAGGCCUCGGCUACCAGGUAAUGCGACAUGCCUACGGCUUGGAAACGGCAUUUGAGGCCAUUAGCGGGAAGGGUGGCAGAACAGUCAAUUUCAACGCAGAAUACGAUGCACUUCCGGAAAUGGGCCACGCCUGCGGCCAUAAUCUCAUUGCCACGGCCAGUGUGACUGGGUUCAUUGCUCUCUCUUAUGCCCUAAAGCAGUUCGGAAUCGAUGGGCGGGUGCAACUCCUUGGUACACCGGCUGAAGAAGAUGGAGGUGGAAAAAUUGUUCUACUCAAUGCAGGAGCGUAUGAGAAGGUGGAUGUGUCACUGAUGAUGCAUCCGAUGUCGGAUGCCGAUUACACAGACAAAGGCGUCUUGGGGUCUGCAGGGUUCUCAUCCGUCGCAUCCUACAACUUGCAAGGCACCUACCAUGGCGUUAGUGCCCAUGCCGGAGUCAUGCCGUGGGGGGGCGUCAAUGCGUUAGAUGCUCUAGUUUCAACCUAUGUCAACAUUUCGAUGCUGCGACAGCAAAUUGAGCCCACGGAGAGAAUCCAUGGUGCUGUUGUUGAAACCCCAAAGGUCACCAGCAAUUCCAUCCCGACGCUUACAAAGACUCAUUAUACGACAAGAAGCCCCACGGUUAAAGGUGCAAGGACCCUUGGAGACAGAAUCCGUCGGUGCAUGGAGGCUGGCGCGCUUGCUACCGGUUGUAAGUUGGACAUUGAAGAGAUGUGUGGGUACGCCGAACUGCGCGUCAAUGAACCUCUGUGCAACUCAUUCCAGCAACACAUGGCCGCAAAUGGCCUAGAAAUCCUCAAAUCUGAGGGGGUUAUUGGCGCAGCAACAGACCAGGGCAAUGUUUCCUACGCGGUACCCGCCCUGCAUGCAUCUAUCGGUAUUCCGGUGGAUGAUGGAUCUAAGAACCACACCGCCGGGUUUACCAAGGCAGCAGGAACUGCUGUGGCGCAUGAGAGGACGGUGGUGUCCGGGAAGGCAAUGGCCAUGACUGGCUGGGACAUAAUCACCAACGAUGCGCUGUAUGAACAAGUCAAGCAGGACUUUGAGAGGGACAAAAAGCUCCGGUAG